Penicillium nucicola is the source of this 999-nucleotide messenger RNA. RefSeq lists its product as uncharacterized. The record is from RefSeq and is a predicted model, not a curated record. The transcript is spliced from 2 exons. The coding region runs from base 1 to 999 and encodes 332 amino acids. NCBI's taxonomy places the organism in Eukaryota, Fungi, Ascomycota, Eurotiomycetes, Eurotiales, Aspergillaceae.
AUGAAGACCCUAGUUCUACCAACCCUCCUGCUACUGAGCAGCCUGGGCACAGCAACCAGCCUCCAAGACGAACCGCAGCUCUUCUCAAAUGUCUCCGUCGACCUGGCCUCGGAGAGAAUGCUCUCAACCCGAGACCUAGGACUAGGCUCCGACUUCCAUAUCCUCGACGCGCGCGCCAGCGAGUGCCGCGUCGGCUACAGCGAGUGCCCGAAUGAUCCAAACUACUGCUGCCAAACGGGCAAAUCGUGCUGCAGCGGCACCAGCUACUGCGCCAGUCCGGGUUCAGUCUGCUGCGCGGACUAUGGCACCUGUCGUAGUGGGUGGAAGUGCUGUACUGGGACUGGUUGUGCACCUAUUGGUGGAGAGUGUUGCAGUGGGGGCUAUUAUUGUCCGGCUGGGAAGCAGUGUCGGAUUUGGAAAGGCGAGAACGUCUGUUGUCCUUCCACGGGCUGUAUUGGCGAGUUUGAUACUGGUGGUGAUGAAAACACUGUUGGUGGCUCGGAGGCUACCGAGACAGAGACGGAGACGGCGACUAUUACGAGUGUCUAUAAUGCGCCGACGAUUACUGCUCUUGAUUAUGAGUAUUACUAUACGACUGUUUAUUGGACUUAUUGGUUCUAUUUCUGGACUUCUUUCUCGCCUUAUACUGUCCGGACGGUUACUUCGACUACCACGACUACUCAUACUGUCUGGUCGGUGUACAUGACGGAUAGUGAGGAGGCAAGUGCCUCACUGUCGUCCAAGUCCUCACGCUAUUCCUUCUCUACGCCGUAUUCGGCCACCUCUUUGAAAAGUUCAUCGGACCCUGUCACAAUUUCCACGGCUGAUUCUACCCCGAGUGCUACUUCUGUCUCAUCAGAUGGCACUAGUGGUUCAUCUGGCUCGGAUGUCACGUCUCCAUUCGGUGGCUCGGCCAUUGCUAGUGUCAGUGUUAGUAUCACUGGAGUCAUGGCUGCUUUCUUGGCUGCUGCUAUUGGUGGACUGGCUUUUGGGCUGUGA